Molecule: messenger RNA, 4293 nt
Organism: Piliocolobus tephrosceles (Ugandan red Colobus)
Lineage: Eukaryota; Metazoa; Chordata; Mammalia; Primates; Cercopithecidae
Gene: PTGDR2
Product: prostaglandin D2 receptor 2
Exons: 2
Coding region: 1504-2694 (396 amino acids)
Biological process (GO): complement receptor mediated signaling pathway; phospholipase C-activating G protein-coupled receptor signaling pathway; inflammatory response
Cellular component (GO): plasma membrane
Molecular function (GO): G protein-coupled receptor activity; complement receptor activity
Source: RefSeq, a predicted model, not a curated record
GUUUACCAAAGAUUGGAGGGGGACUUGGUGCUCAGAGGAGGGAAGGACUAGCUUCUUUGAGGCAUUAACUAGAUGUCAGGUACCAGGGGAAACCACUCAACUGUCUGUCAGUGUUCACCAGCAGUCUGGGUGGGAAGAUGACACCAGCAGGCUUAGAGUAACUGGCGCAAGGUCACGUAGCCAGGAAGCCGAGGAGCUGGGAUUCAAACCCAGGUCUUGGACUCCCACAGCUUGCACUCUCUGUCCGCCUCUUUUUUUUUAACCUGCCAAAGCUGGACCUUAGCUGCUGGGCUCCUGAGAAUCCGGGGAGGCUGGAGGCUGUCUCUACUGAGUCAGAAGGACUGAUCUGGCGGUUCCCAAGGAUGGCAGGACUGUGCUCUCUGAUCAUCCCCAUGGGACUUGGAUAAGCAGCAGCUGGUCUGCAGGGAAUGUUUCAGGGCAGACAGUGGGUAGCACUUGGCUGGCUGCUGGGAGUGAAGUCCCAGCCCCACCGCUGCAGCUGAGGAAUGCUGGGCAAGUUGCUGUGCUUUUCUGAACUUCAUCCGUUUCUUCUUCUGAAAAGUGGGGUCUCAUAGGUCCGUUGCAAGAGUAACUGCUCUGCACAUCCGAAAGCUUAGGAAGUGCCCAUUCUCAGGAAGCACAGGCUCCUCUUCCAUCUGCCUGCAGAUCCCCAGCUCCAAGAGGCUCAUCUGCCAGCAAAAUUCUAGUUUGAUAUCCCAGGACCCCACCCUAUAAAGGACUGUGGUCUCUAGAAGGGAGUGGGUUUUCUCAUCCUGGCCAACAGUGCUUUCCCUAGAAAGAUGAGCACUAAAGCCCAUUGCUCCCCUCUCCCACUGUCCUUCUUCCUGCUCCAUCCUCUCUUCCUUGGAGUAGGGGAAGAGGAAAGAGCACAGGCUGAGCAUGAAACUUGCUCCUCCACGUGUGUGCUGUCUGGGUGGCUCUGGGCCAGUUAUUUAACCACUUGAGGCUCAGUUUUCUCAUCUGUAAAAUGGGAUGGAGUACUAGCACCAUUCUUCUAGAGCCAGAAAGACAGCACCUAUUGAAGGACCUACCAUAGUACCUGGAGUGUCACUGGUGCCCAGGACAACCCGGGUCCCUGUCCCUGGCUACUUGCCCCCUGCCUCCUGCAUGGAGCCUCAUGCAAUUUCUUCAGCCCUCACUGAUCCUGACCAGCCUCACAUCAGGUGGUCUUUCAGGCUUUCAGUGAGGAUGUGAGCAUGCACGUCUUAUUUUUGGAUGAGUGCGUGAGGGAGUAAGUGAAUGAACAGGGCAGAGAGAGCUGCUGUGGCUGCUCCUGAGAGGGGAGAGAUCUUUUGGCCCCAUUGGGCCUGCAGAGCCCCAUGUGGGAGUUCCUCCUACCCAGCUCUCCUGGCUCUUAUCUUAUUUCCUCUCCAACUAUCAGAGGAGGGGCUGGUUCCACUGUUCACGGUCAACACAUCUAACCAGCCACCACUGAGUGCGGAGAGCGGCACGGAGGAUCUGUAGAGAGGCAAGAACCCCACGAUGUCCGCCAACGCCACGCUGAAGCCGCUCUGCCCCAUCCUAGAGGAGAUGAGCCGUCUCCGGAGCCACAGCAACACCAGCAUCCGCUACAUCGACCACGCGGCCGUGCUGCUGCACGGGCUGGCCUCGCUGCUGGGCCUGGUGGAGAAUGGUGUCAUCCUCUUCGUGGUGGGCUGCCGCAUGCGCCAGACCGUGGUCACCACCUGGGUGCUGCACCUGGCACUGUCUGACCUGUUGGCCUCUGCUUCCCUGCCCUUCUUCACCUACUUCUUGGCCGUGGGCCACUCGUGGGAGCUGGGCACCACCUUCUGCAAACUGCAUUCCUCCAUCUUCUUUCUCAACAUGUUCGCCAGCGGCUUCCUGCUCAGCGCCAUCAGCCUGGACCGCUGCCUGCAGGUGGUGCGGCCGGUGUGGGCGCAGAACCACCGCACCGUGGCCGCAGCGCACAAAGUCUGCCUGGUGCUCUGGGCGCUAGCGGUGCUCAACACGGUGCCCUAUUUUGUGUUCCGGGACACCAUCUCACGGCUGGACGGGCGCAUCAUGUGCUACUACAACGUGCUGCUCCUGAACCCGGGGCCUGACCGCGACGCCACGUGCAACUCGCGCCAGGCGGCCCUGGCAGUCAGCAAGUUCCUGCUGGCCUUCCUGGUGCCGCUGGCGAUCAUCGCCUCGAGCCACGCGGCCGUGAGCCUGCGGCUGCAGCACCGCGGACGCCGGCGGCCCGGCCGCUUUGUGCGCCUGGUGGCAGCCAUCGUGACGGCCUUCGCUCUCUGCUGGGGGCCCUACCACGUGUUCAGCCUGCUGGAGGCGCGGGCGCACGCCAACCCCGGGCUGCGGCCGCUUGUGUGGCGCGGGCUGCCCUUCGUCACCAGCCUGGCCUUCUUCAACAGCGUGGCCAACCCGGUGCUCUACGUGCUCACCUGCCCCGACAUGCUGCGCAAGCUGCGGCGCUCGCUGCGCACGGUGCUGGAGAGCGUGCUGGUGGACGACAGCGAGCUGGGUGGCGCGGGAAGCAGCCGCCGCCGCCGCCGCAGCCCCUCCACCGCCCGCUCGGCCUCCUCCUUAGCUCUCAACAGCCGCCCCGAGGAACCGCGGGGCCCUGCGCGCCUCCUCGGCUGGCUGCUGGGCGGCUGCGCAGCGUCCCCGCAGAGGGGCCCCCUGAACCGGGCGCUGAGCAGCACCUCGAGUUAGAACCCGGCCCGGGUAGGGCAGCGCUCACACGCGAAAGCAUCACCAGGGCACCGCGGUUCAACUUGAUAUCCGGACUCCAGCCGCAGUGAUCAAAGUCGGAGGGGGCGGGACCCAGGCAUCUGCAUUUUAAAGUGCCCCGGGAGACUCUUAAUCUUUUUCAGAAACAGUGAGUUAUAGCAGUGCUUCUCAAACUUUGAUGUGCCUGUGAAAAACCUAGGGGUCUUGUUAAGUGCAGGCUGAUUCAGGAGGCCGGGGCGGGUGCUGAGAGUCUGCAUUUAACAAGCUCCCAGGCCGCGACGCCAGUGCGGCAGGUUCACAGAGGAGGCCUGGAGUAACACAAUGUGAAACUCAUAAUAGAGUUCCCACACUAGGGCAGUGGAGUCGGAAGGGCACGCGGGCGUCUCCCUGGAGCUCAGUUUUACCAGAUGAUGGGAGAGGGAGUUUUAUGUUAAACCAGCUAUGUAUUUUUUGGAGAAGAGAGAGGAAAGGUUUGAGAAGCACUGUUCCAGUCGGCCCUCUUCAUUCAGCCAAUGCUUACUGCCCUAGACGCUUUAUCCCACAAUCUUAAGGAGCAGCUUCUAUUAGCCAGUCUUUAAGGCUGAGCACAUUCUGGCUCAGGGAGGUUAAGUGACUUACCCAGUUUCAGGACUAAGGACCACAGGGGUCUGCACUGUAACCCUAGGCAUCACAUGCUCAAUGACUCUGGUGAGCGAGGACAUUCUCUGACUUACUGGAGGGACUUAAGAUGCUACCCUGUGACCCAGCACUGCCCAAAGUGCUUCCAAGGCAGAAGAAGCAGGGGAUGGCAUGGUCAAGCACUGGGGAAACCUGGGGCUAAUCAAAUCCAAUGGGGGAAAUGACUAAAAGUCUUCGGUCUUUAGAAUUUGAACGGGCACAGCAACUCCGAGACUACAGCACAUGUCAUUUCUUAGCUGAGCUGACCAGCCUUCCUGCAGGCGUGGUAUUCUGUGGGAUACCACUGGGUAUCCUCUGGGCACUGGUAAUCCCAAGAUCUGUGCAGCCCCCGCCUCCAGGCUGCAUGGGGCUGGGCAGCUACCAUUUCCCAUUUGUGGGUAGGAGGGGUAACUUGCAUUUCUGACCUACCACUUCCACUGCACCGCGUCUCAUUCCUCCAUCUGCCAUGGACUUGGGGUCAGAGACUGCUGGGUUUGAGUUCUGCAGCCCAGGGACUGAAAAACUGGUGCCAGUGAAUUCUGCUUGGUGGACGAAACGUCAGUGGAAGAAGCAGAUGAGGAACUCUUGAGAUCUUGGUCCUGUGUUUUUUCUGCCACCAAAGCCAGGGUCACUGAAGGCCUGGCCCACAGCAGGUGUUGAGCAAAGGGAACAGUGAGGUGCCCAGCUAGCUGCACAGCCACCCUGUGUUGACACCUCACCCCUGCUCCCUCCCAUCCCUUCCCCAUUUACUCAUAGCACUUCCCCCAUCGGACACGUGGUGCAUUUUGUUUAUUAUGUUUCCUCUCCAUUAGAAUGAAAGCUCCUUGAGGGCAGGGACUUUGGUCUAUUGUCUGUAUUUGCUGGUGCCUAGGAUUGUGCCUGUAUGCAACAGGCACUCAAUAAACAUUUUUACUGUAGACUGGA